AUGGCUUUACUUAUUUGGAUGUGGGCACACAGCGCGGGGUUGCAACGGAAUAUCUCAUUGAGAAAAUUAUCAAUGAAGCGAAUGGAACCCAAUGGAGCCAAUGAAAUUAAUGAAGAACCCAAUAGAGCCCCAAUGGAGUCCCAAUGGGAGUCAAUGGUUCCAAUAGAAAAAUCAUAG
Molecule: messenger RNA, 177 nt
Organism: Dentiscutata heterogama
Lineage: Eukaryota; Fungi; Glomeromycota; Glomeromycetes; Diversisporales; Gigasporaceae
Source: the annotation of a GenBank genome assembly